This is a messenger RNA of Scomber scombrus (Atlantic mackerel), 759 nucleotides long. RefSeq names its product Fc receptor-like protein 5. Gene Ontology annotation, biological process: cell surface receptor signaling pathway. NCBI's taxonomy places the organism in Eukaryota, Metazoa, Chordata, Actinopteri, Scombriformes, Scombridae. The record is from RefSeq and is a predicted model, not a curated record. Gene Ontology annotation, molecular function: transmembrane signaling receptor activity. The transcript has 6 exons. The coding region runs from base 1 to 759 and encodes 252 amino acids.
AUGAACUACGUCUCUCUGACUGUGAGUCCCAGCAGAUCUCAGAUGUUUAAAGGACAGUUUGUCUAUCUGAGCUGUGAGGAGGACGACAGCUCUGCUGGAUGGAAGCUGAGGAGGAACACAACCAAAGAAACCAGGAAGGAGUGUGGAGACGGCUGGGGAAGAUCAGCUGGUUCCUCCUGUGACAUCAGCUACAUUCAGACAUCAGACAGUGGAGUUUACUGGUGUGAGUCCAGAGAGGGAGCAACCAGUAACAGCAUCAACAUCACUGUCACUGGUGGAUCAGUGAUCCUGCAGAGUCCUGUCCUCCCUGUGAUGGAGGGAGAUGAUGUCACUCUGCGCUGUAAAACAAAGACCUCCAACCUCCCAGCUGGUUUCUAUAAAGAUGGCUCCCUCAUCAGGACUGAGCCUGCAGGUCACAUGACCAUCCACCAUGUUUCCAAGUCUGAUGAAGGCCUCUACAAGUGUAACAUCAGCAGUCAUGGAGAGUCUCCAUCCAGCUGGAUCUCUGUCACAGAGAAACCCACCACAUCUCUACCUCCCCUCCCCUCCACCUCUCCUCCUUCAACAUCCUCCUCUCCUCAUCUCUCUGUGCUGUGGUUUGUUCCACCUGUCUGUGGUCUGGUUCUACUGGUUCUACUGGUUUUACUGGUGAGACGAUGUGUUCAGAGGAAACCUGAAGCUGCUGAAUUACAAGUUGGAGAAGAUGACAUCACUGAUGACAUCAAAAAGUCAAACAGACUUGGAGUGAACAGAAGCUAG